Panicum hallii is the source of this 645-nucleotide messenger RNA. RefSeq names its product basic salivary proline-rich protein 2-like. The transcript has a single exon. The coding region runs from base 1 to 645 and encodes 214 amino acids. Lineage: Eukaryota; Viridiplantae; Streptophyta; Magnoliopsida; Poales; Poaceae. The record is from RefSeq and is a predicted model, not a curated record.
AUGCCGACCCUCGACGAGGGCGGCCUGGCGGCCCAGCAGCUAAGAGGCGACCCCAAUUGCUGGAUCCACAUCCCCGGCGCCUCACCCGACCGCCAGCAGCGCGCCAGACAAGGUCCCGGGGGGCCAAGUCCUGAAGGUCCGGCCCCCGCCGGGAAAGGAAAGGACAAGCUGCCGGUGCCGGAGCACCGUCACAAGGACAAUGCGGGUGCCACCCCAACCCAGAGGGACGACGGGGCCCAGGGGGCAUCCCCUGCGCGGAGCAGCCAAGCAGAGGGGAGCAAGUCCUGGAGGCUCCAGCAUGGUGACGGCUCCUUCGUGGGGGAGCCGGCCCCCAAGCGUCAGAAGACGGCAGAGGCGGAGAGGCAGAGCGGAGCUCCACCACCUCCGCCGCAACGCCAGCAGCCGGAGGGGAGGCCGGGGGUGGCGCGACGGCCUUCUCCGGAGCAGCAGAUUCCUCCACCGCCACCGACGACGCGGCACCUAGUGACGCCACCACCACCGACAGAGCCGAGGCCACAAACCCCGCCCUCACCACCAGAAGCGCCAGCGGCCAGGGACCACCACCAAAGGUCCGGGGGGUCCUCGGCAGGAGAAAAGGUCUCCCCAAUCGCCCGGGGCGGUUGGGAGUGGUUUGACUUCGUGUAA